GCUCGAAUAACAAUUCAUCAAUCUUUCGCGUUUCUUCCCUUCAUAAACUCCAUUCAUUCGUAGGGUUACUGCUCGAUUAAGAGAUCCGAAAUCCGGAAUUCGAGCUGUUAUUCGGAUCUCUUCUCCGUCAUUCGGGUUAAUCUAAUAAUUGAAGCUCUUUAGUGGAAGGAGGUUCAACAGCGGGUCCGGCUUCGUCGUAAAUUCCCCCACAUUUAUAUCUAAGUAAGCCUGAAUGAUUUAAUGGAGACUAAAGGUGGGAAGAAGAAAUCUAGUAAUAUUUCCUUAGUUUACGAAGCCCCCCUUGAAUACACUGUUGAGGACGUUCGACCACACGGAGGAAUCAAGAAAUUCAGAUCUGCUGCUUACUCCAACUGCACACGCAAGCCAUCCUGAUAGUGGUUUACAGUGAUUUGCAAUAACCAUGAUUAGUGGUUUAGUAAUAAUAGUAGUUUGAUCUUCUGUUUUUUUCAUUUCGUUUCCUUUUUUUCCUUGUUGUUGUUUCUCUUUCAUUUGUAAUCGCACUCCUUUUGUCCAAGUCAAGAUGUCGAUGCCAGUGUCUGCAAUCGGAUUUGAAGGUUACGAAAAGAGGCUUGAGAUCUCAUUUUUUGAGCCUGAAAUCUUUACCAAUCCCAAAGGCCAGGGUCUGCAAUCAUUGUCCAAAGAGCAGUUGGAUCAAGUUUUGAACCCAGCUGAGUGCACCAUUGUCUCGUCCUUAGCAAACAAUGAAGUUGACUCUUAUGUCCUUUCUGAAUCUAGCCUGUUUGUGUACCCAUACAAGAUUAUAAUCAAAACUUGUGGCACCACAAAACUGCUUCUCUCAAUUCCUCCCAUCCUCGAGCUGGCUGAUGGGCUUGACCUCAAAGUGAAAUCAGUGAGGUACACCCGUGGAAGUUUUAUCUUUCCUGGGGCUCAAUCAUUUCCACACCGUAAUUUCUCUGAAGAAGUAGAUGUACUCGAUGGCUAUUUUGGUGUACUUGGUUCAGGCAGCAAAUCCUAUGUUAUGGGUGGUGUUGACCCACAACAACAAUGGCAUGUCUAUUCUGCAUCUGCUGAUUCUGCAGACGAUGAACACCCCACCUACACUCUGGAAAUGUGCAUGACUGGUCUGGACAGUAAGAGUGCCUCUGUCUUUUAUAAAACUCAUUCGAGUUCUGCAGCCGUUAUGACCCAAACUUCAGGCAUUAGAGACAUUCUCCCUGAAUCAGAGAUUUGUGAUUUCGACUUCGAACCUUGUGGCUACUCAAUGAACGCCAUCGAGGAAGCUGCAAUAUCCACAAUUCACGUGACACCAGAAGACGGUUUCAGCUAUGCAAGCUUUGAAGCAUUGGGUUAUGAUUUCAAAACUUUGAGCUUGAAUGCACUUGUGGAGAGGGUGUUGGCCUGCUUCAAACCUGCAGACUUUUCUGUCGCUUUGCAUAGCAACUCUACUGGAGCAGAGCUCGGUUCUGUGUUCAAUCUGGAUGUGAGAGGAUACGUGUCUGACGAUAUGAGCUGCAAGGCACUUGGCAAUGGAGGAUCAAUCAUGUACUGCAGCUUCACAUCCUCCACCGCUAGCUGUGGAUCUCCUAGGUCUACCCUGAAUUGCUGUUGGAGUGAAAGUGAAGAUGAGGAAGGGGGAAUAAGAAACACUACUGCAUAAGUUUCAUUCUCUCCCCUUCUUCCCAGCAUGCUGUUUACACUUUAUGGACUAAGGACUGCAACUAAUAAAGUGUCUAUCUGUGGUGUAAUGGUGUCGGCUACUCUUAUGGAUGGAGUUUGUUAUUCACAACUGUAUGUGGAUCUGAUCUGUUGAUUCUUUCCGUUUAAAUAAUAAAAAAUAUAAAGUAUUAAAUUUCCAAUUAUAUUCC
This is a messenger RNA of Ipomoea nil (Japanese morning glory), 1847 nucleotides long. Its product is annotated as S-adenosylmethionine decarboxylase proenzyme-like. Gene Ontology annotation, molecular function: adenosylmethionine decarboxylase activity. NCBI's taxonomy places the organism in Eukaryota, Viridiplantae, Streptophyta, Magnoliopsida, Solanales, Convolvulaceae. Gene Ontology annotation, cellular component: cytosol. The record is from RefSeq and is a predicted model, not a curated record. The transcript has 4 exons. Gene Ontology annotation, biological process: spermidine biosynthetic process; spermine biosynthetic process. The coding region runs from base 542 to 1639 and encodes 365 amino acids.